Macaca mulatta (Rhesus monkey) is the source of this 2577-nucleotide messenger RNA. NCBI's taxonomy places the organism in Eukaryota, Metazoa, Chordata, Mammalia, Primates, Cercopithecidae. The record is from RefSeq and is a predicted model, not a curated record.
GUCCCCUCUGAGAUGGAUGGGAGCGGACAUGGGGAGCCAGGGGAUGGGACUGCCUGGUAGGUGCUGCUGCCCACGAAGGGGGAGUAGGUGGCAGCGUGGCUCCGAGGAGAUUCUGGCUUUGAAGUUCUGGUCCUCUGCCUGUUUCCCCUGCAGUGUCUCUGACCCAGAACUCCUACCCCCCCCCACCAGAGGUCCAGAUUCCCUGCCCAGCUCCACUCCAUGGCUUAUGGCUGGGCUCGUGCCUCAUUGUCCUCUUGUAAAGGGGGAAUAGGCAGCCAUGCGCCCCUGGGGGCUGCGGAGCGAGCGAGGUGAACCUAUACGCGCCGCGCUCGUGGACGCCCGGCCACUUCCGCCAGACGAGGACCCGAUGGCCACGAUGGCUCUGCGUUGUCGGGCCUCGAACCGGGUCUCCAGACAUUGGGCCCCUCCCCCCCAGCGCGGGAGAGGCGGGGAAGGGGGCGGGGCGGGGGCGGGGCCGCAGCGCUUUUCUCCGGAGGUCGCGCGCCCGAGAGCCCGCGCUGUUAGCCACCGCUGCCUGAGUCGACUCUGCGCCGCCCGCCACGAUGGAGGCCGCCGCCCAGUUCUUCGUCGAGAGCCCGGACGUGGUCUACGGCCCCGAGGCCAUCGAGGCGCAAUACGAGUACCGGACGACGCGCGUCAGCCGCGAGGGCGGCGUCCUCAAGGUGGACCAGGGGGUUGGGGAAGAGGGCAUGCUAGGGAGAGCGGGGCGGCGCGGGGAGAAGGGCAUGGGACCCGGGGUUCACUGCGCGGCCUGUCUUCAGGUGCACCCCACGUCCACGCGCUUCACCUUCCGGACCGCCCGGCAGGUGCCCCGGCUUGGGGUCAUGCUUGUCGGCUGGGGCGGGAACAACGGCUCCACACUCACUGCCGCGGUGCUGGCCAACCGGCUGCGUCUGUCCUGGCCCACGCGCAGCGGCCGCAAGGAGGCCAACUACUACGGCUCGCUGACUCAGGCAGGCACCGUGAGCCUGGGCCUGGACGCCGAGGGCCAGGAGGUGUUCGUGCCCUUCAGCGCGCUGCUGCCCAUGGUGGCGCCCAACGACCUCGUGUUCGAUGGUGGGCGGAGCCCUGGGCCGGGGUGGGGCGGGAUGGGAGAUUGGGUCUGGAGGGGCCCAGGAUCCGGGCAGGGCCGAGUGUGAGGAUCCCCCCAGGCUGGGACAUCUCGUCGCUGAACCUGGCUGAGGCGAUGCGGCGCGCGAAGGUGCUGGAUUGGGGGCUGCAGGAGCAACUGUGGCCGCACAUGGAGGCCCUGCGGCCCCGGCCUUCUGUUUACAUCCCCGAGUUCAUCGCGGCCAACCAGAGCGCGCGCGCGGACAACCUCAUCCCGGGCUCGCGCGCGCAGCAGUUGGAGCAGAUCCGCAGGGACAUCCGAGACUUCCGGUCUAGCGCGGGGCUGGACAAAAUCAUCGUGCUGUGGACGGCGAACACAGAGCGCUUCUGUGAGGUGAUUCCAGGCCUCAACGACACAGCCGAGAACCUACUACGCACCAUUGAGCUUGGUCUGGAGGUGUCGCCCUCCACGCUCUUCGCCGUGGCCAGCAUCCUAGAGGGCUGUGCCUUCCUCAAUGGGUCCCCGCAGAACACCCUGGUGCCCGGAGCCCUUGAGCUCGCGUGGCAGCGCCGGGUUUUUGUGGGUGGAGAUGACUUCAAGUCAGGCCAGACCAAAGUCAAGUCCGUGCUCGUGGACUUCCUCAUUGGCUCCGGCCUCAAGACCAUGUCCAUCGUGAGUUACAACCACCUGGGCAACAACGAUGGGGAGAACCUGUCGGCGCCAUUGCAGUUCCGCUCUAAGGAGGUGUCCAAAAGCAACGUGGUGGACGACAUGGUGCAGAGCAACCCAGUGCUCUAUGCGCCCGGCGAGGAGCCUGACCACUGCGUGGUCAUCAAGUAUGUGCCGUACGUGGGCGACAGCAAGCGCGCGCUGGAUGAGUAUACCUCGGAGCUGAUGCUGGGCGGAACCAACACACUGGUGCUGCACAACACAUGCGAGGACUCGCUGCUGGCCGCACCCAUCAUGCUGGACCUCGCGCUACUGACCGAACUGUGCCAGCGUGUGAGUUUCUGCACUGACGCUGACCCCGAGCCACAGACCUUCCACCCCGUGCUGUCCCUGCUCAGCUUCCUCUUCAAGGCGCCACUGGUGCCACCGGGCAGCCCGGUGGUCAAUGCGCUUUUCCGCCAGCGCAGCUGCAUCGAGAACAUCCUCAGGGCCUGCGUGGGGCUCCCGCCACAGAACCACAUGCUACUGGAGCAUAAGAUGGAGCGCCCAGGGCCCGUCCUCAAGCGAGUCGGACCUGUGGCUGCUGCCUGCCCUGUGUUGAACAAGAAAGGACCGGUACCCGCUGCCACCAACGGCUGCACUGGUGAUGCCAACGGGCAUCCGCAAGUGGAGGAACCCCAGAUGCCCACCACCUGAGGCCCUGGUCACACAGCUUCCCAGCUGUUCCUCCCCGCUGCCCCCCAAGACCCCACCUUGCUAGGCCCCCAGAAAGACAAUAAAGGCGCUGCCACUCUUAGCCCUCCUUCCACCCGGGGUUCUUGGGGCCUGUGACCUGA